AUGGUUCAGCCUAAUCAGUACCAAGAGAACUUAUCCUCUGGUGCCUCUUCUACUCAAGACUUACUCGCAAAUGAUCCCAAUACAAGUAAAUUAGCUGGAAGCUCAAAUAAGUUUGAUGCUGACAUCAACGUUAGUUCAAAGGACUCACGUGAUACAGAGUCGUAUAGUCAUGGACAUCAUUUUUUGGAAGCUGAACCUUCAAAGUUAGUGAUACUCGUCACCUUAGCCUCUUCUAUCUCUGGGUUCAUGUUUGGUUAUGACACCGGUUAUAUUUCUUCAGCCUUGGUUCAAGUAGGAACAGAUUUGUCUAAUAAAGUUUUGACUAAUGGAGAAAAAGAAUUUAUUACCUCCGCAACCUCCUUAGGGGCUUUGUUUGGUGCUAUACUAAGUGGUAUUGCUGCUAAUAUCAUUGGUCGUAAGAAGGUUUUGAUGUCUUCCAAUGUGUUUUUCGUUAUUGGUACUAUUAUUCAAUUAGCAGCUAAAACAGUCUGGACUAUGAUUGCUGGUCGUUUUGUUUUGGGUUGGGGUGUUGGGAUUGCAUCCAUGAUAGCUCCAUUAAUGUUGAGUGAAUUGGCUCCUCCAAAGUAUAGAGGUCGUUUGAUUGUUACUAAUGUUAUGUUUAUCACUGGUGGUCAGUUGAUUGCUUAUUUGAUUAACUGGGGGUUAACCAAUGUCAGCCAUGGAUGGAGAGUAUCUGUUGGUUUGUGUAUGGUUCCACCAGUUAUUCAAACAGUUCUCUUUUUCUUCUUACCUGAUACGCCAAGAUUCUAUGUCAUGAAUAAUCAGAUCGAAAGAGCUAAGGAAGUGUUUGCAAAGAUCUAUAGAAAUCCUCCUAAAGAAUUUGUUGAUGAGAGAAUCGAAGAAAUGGUUGAAUCAAAUUCAAUGGUUUAUGGUUCUACACCUUUACAAAAGACUUGGACAUCUAUUAAGCUUAUCCAUACCAAGGGAGCUAAUUUCAGGGCCUUGAUCUUAGCUUGUGGUUUACAAGGUAUUCAACAAUUCACUGGGUUCAAUUCAUUGAUGUAUUUCAGUGCUACUAUUUUCGAAACUAUUGGGUUCAAAAAUCCAACUGCUGUUUCAAUCAUUGUUUCUGCUACUAAUUUUGUUUUCACCUUGGUUGCCUUAUUGAUAAUUGAUCAUGUUGGUAGAAGAAGAAUCUUAUUGAUUUCUAUUCCCUGUAUGUGUGGAUCAUUAAUCCUUUGUGCCAUUGCAUUCCAUUUCUUGGGUGUUAAAUUUGGUUCAGGUUCAAAUGUUAUCGUCAAAGAACAAGGUAUCACUGGUUGGGGGAUUAUUGUUAUCAUUGGAAUGGUUUUGUUUGUGGCCAGCUAUGCUAUUGGUAUUGGUAACAGUGCUUGGGUUGGUGUUGAAUUAUUUUCUGAUGUUAAUGUUAGAUCUGUGGGUUCGAUGUAUGCUGCUGCUACCAAUUGGUCUGGAUCUUUAACUAUUGCUUCAACAUUUUUAACCAUGUUACAAAGAAUUACUCCAGUGGGAACAUUUUCAUUCUUUGCUGCAUUAUGUGCUGUUUCAUUCCUUUUCGUUUACUUCUUGUUACCUGAAGUGGCAGGUUUGAAAUUAGAAGAAACUUCUAGUUUAUUGGCUGAUGGGUUUAAUGUUAAGGCAGCUUCAAAGCUUUCAAAAGAACGCAAAAGACAAGCCAAAUUACAACUUGGAGAAAAUGAAGCAUAA
Lizanozyma spartinae is the source of this 1686-nucleotide messenger RNA. RefSeq names its product myo-inositol transporter (gene ITR1). NCBI's taxonomy places the organism in Eukaryota, Fungi, Ascomycota, Pichiomycetes, Serinales, Debaryomycetaceae. Gene Ontology annotation, cellular component: membrane. Gene Ontology annotation, molecular function: myo-inositol:proton symporter activity. The record is from RefSeq and is a predicted model, not a curated record. The transcript has a single exon. Bases 1 to 1686 code for a protein of 561 amino acids. Gene Ontology annotation, biological process: transmembrane transport.